AGAGGAAAGAGAUAGCGUCAAAUCACUUCUGCUUCACAGCUCACCAUAUAUAAAAAGAAAAUCCAAAGUUAAAUAAACCCAAAAAACGAAAAGAUUCGAACUGUUUUGUUGUUCCAGAUUUUGCCCUCUUUUGUCUGUUCCGAAUUAUAGAGAUCUCCAUUGUGGUAAAUCCGAAAAUAAGCCAAAAACUCAGAGCCUUUUGGACCCAAAACUAUAAACUCGACCUAUCUUCAAUAACGGUGGGAUUUGGAAGCGUCUUCCGGCUCAGUUUGUGAGUUAGAUCUGUUACUGAUUGAACAAAAUGGUUUUCUCUGCAAUCAUUUGAUGGUACUUCAUUAAUUCAGUAUGGAUUGAUUCGGAAUGGAUGGGGAAACGGUGGGAUGUCGUUUGUUUUUGUGUUCUGACCGAUGCUAGUCAAAUGCUUCGUGAAAUUUUCAGAUCUAUAGUGUAAUUUCAGAAUCUAGCAAAUAAUUUUGGGAAUAGAAAGCUAGAAACUCGAAGGACUAGAGAGAGAGCUUCAAGAGGUGAAAUUUUGAUCGGAAUCGCUUCAGAUGGAUUUUGAUGAUAUUCGUAUGAUUUUACUGAAGUCAAAUGUGGAUGUGUGGACUUUGAUUGAAACGGCGAUCGCCGUUGCUUCAUUGGACUGCGGUGAAGAAUUGAAGCACCGGAGGGACUCGAUCGUUGAGAAACUCUACGCGAGCUCGGGUCAGCGGUCGGGUAGCUGCCACGAUGACGAUGAUCGUCGGAAGCGGAACGGUCACCACGUGACUACCAAGACUUGGAUCGAGAAUGAGAACAGUCCGAUCGAGAAAGAGAGCAGUCUGGAAGGUAAAGGUAGAGGUUCUCCUUCGACUCCGGAGUCGAAUCCGAGAAAUGAUGAUGAUGGAGAUGAUUUAGAUCCGUAUGGAGGAUUGUUCGACGAUGAGCAGACUAAAAUUCUCGCAAUCAAAGACCAGCUAGAAGAUCCACGCCAGUCUGAAGAAUCUGUGGCUGAAUUGCUACAAAACCUAGCAGAUAUGGAAAUUACAUUCCAAGCUCUUAAGGAAACAGAUAUAGGAAGGCACGUGAAUCAAUUUCGGAAACAUCCAUCAAAUCAAGUGCGGAGAUUGGUGAAGCAACUUGUCCGAAAAUGGAAAGAGUUGGUGGAUGAAUGGGUUCGGGUGAACCAAACCGAACAAGAUGCUUCUACUAUCAUUGCCGAUGGAGACUCACCACUGCAGAACACACUGGCAAAGAAUUUUCAAAAAGAUCAUCACCAGGUGCCUGAUUUUGCAUAUUCUCCAAAUCCGCAUACUGGGAGUUCUGGCUCAGACAAGAACAAUUCAGAGCCAGAGCAGAAGCCAAAAGCCAUUCCUAAAAGAGAUGCUCCCACCAAGCCUCCUCAAUCUGUUCCUCUACCUGCUUCUGUUCCUCCUCCAAACGUAAUGAUCACAUAUAUUGCACAUAUGCAUUGAUAGAUAUGUUCAAAUGCUCUGCAUAUUUCACUGCUGGGAAAUUUGACGAAAGGAAAUAAUAUGCUGUUUUGGGUCUCAUGGGUUGUGCUGUAUUAAUUUUCCUGAAAAUAAGAGGCAGCCGAACAGAGUAAACAUUUUGAGAAUCAGUGUUUUGAAGUAAUGUUUUGGGAAAAUUUGUAGAGACCCAAGAAGGAAACAGGCAUAGAUGUUGAAAAAUUGAAUUCUGCAAGGCGGCGGCUUCAUGAGAACUACCAAGAAGCUCAAAAUGCCAAAAAGCAAAGGACGAUUCAGGUGAUGGAUAUACAUGAGAUACCAAAACCAAAGAAUGCCUUCUUUGCCAAGAAUAAAGGCGGCUUUCAAGGGAGGCAGCAUCGGUGAUGGGUGGGUUAUUCCAUACAUUAUAUAUGCUGUAAUGUGUACCAUACGAUGGACCGGAUUUGUACCUUGUUUUGACUGUUACAGGGUUACCACAAAAUGGCAUAUCCCUGUUGUCAGAUUUUUACCCCCCCCCCUAAAACUCAUUGAUACU
Ilex paraguariensis (yerba mate) is the source of this 1983-nucleotide messenger RNA. Lineage: Eukaryota; Viridiplantae; Streptophyta; Magnoliopsida; Aquifoliales; Aquifoliaceae. The record is from the annotation of a GenBank genome assembly.